AGUUAGUCUAUGCUUUGGUCUUCUUGUAUAUAGAUGUAUCUGAUUGAAAAAUGGCUGACGGGGGAGAUGCAUUAAAUACUUUAUCAGGAAAAGAAGCUAGAAAUACCGUCAGCGAUGGUCCAGUUACUGAUCCUGCUUCAAGUACUAAGAGCCUUGAGGCAUCAAAUAAUGCCUUUCACGGCCCGAGAACAAAAUUAGAUUCUAAAUCUGGGGCUUUAAAGAAAUCUAGUCGGUAUCGCAGCCGGUCCUUGUCUGCUAGCAGCACUGACAGUUAUAGUUCUGCAUCUUAUACAGGAAGUUCAUCAGAUGAAGAUGAUGUAUCACCACGUGAGAAAAUUCAAAAGACGGAAAGAGGUUUUACUGACUUUUGUGUGCGGAACAUCAAUCAACAUGCUUUUGGGCGCAGAGAAAUUGAAAUCGCAGAACAAGAAAUGCCAGGGAUCAUGGCACUUCGUAAGCGUGCAGCAGAAGAUAGGCCAUUGAAGAAUGCCAAAAUUGUGGGAUGUACUCAUAUCAAUGCUCAAACAGCAGUUUUGAUUGAAACCUUAGUAGAACUUGGAGCACAAGUACGAUGGGCUGCAUGUAAUAUUUAUUCUACACAGAAUGAAGUAGCAGCUGCUUUAGCCCAUACUGGAUAUCCAAUUUUUGCUUGGCGGGGUGAAACAGAAGAGGACUUUUGGUGGUGUAUCGAUAAGUGUGUGGCAGCUGAAAAUUGGCAACCAAAUAUGAUAUUGGAUGAUGGAGGAGAUGCAACACAUUUAAUGCUUAAAAAAUAUAAUGCUAUGUUUAAAAUGAUUCAAGGUAUUGUCGAAGAAAGUGUUACGGGUGUCCAUAGAUUGUAUCAAUUGUCCAAGGCAGGCAAAUUAUCCGUCCCUGCAAUGAAUGUAAAUGAUAGUGUUACAAAGACCAAAUUUGACAAUCUUUAUAGUUGCCGGGAAAGUAUUAUUGAUAGUUUAAAGAGAUCCACAGACGUUAUGUUUGGAGGAAAACAAGUUGUAAUUUGUGGUUAUGGAGAAGUUGGCAAAGGAUGUUGUCAAGCUCUUAAAGGAUUGGGUUGUAUUGUAUACAUUACUGAAAUUGAUCCAAUUUGUGCAUUGCAAGCUAGUAUGGAUGGAUUUAGAGUAAUGAAACUAAAUGAAGUGAUUAGAAAUGUUGACAUUGUUAUUACUGCAACAGGCAACAAAAAUGUAGUCACUCGGGAACACAUGGAUAAGAUGAAAAAUGGAUGCGUAGUAUGCAAUAUGGGACAUAGUAAUACAGAAAUAGAUAUUAACAGUUUACGCACCCCUGAUUUAACUUGGGAAAAAGUAAGAUCUCAAGUGGACCAUGUAAUCUGGCCAGAUGGAAAGCGUAUCGUCCUCCUAGCGGAAGGUCGUUUGGUCAACUUGUCUUGUUCCAGCAUUCCUUCUUUUGUAGUCUCCAUUACAGCUGCUACACAAGCACUGGCUCUCAUCGAACUAUUUAAUGCUCCACCAGGCCGUUAUAAGAGUGAUGUUUACUUGCUUCCUAAAAAAAUGGAUGAAUACGUUGCUUCAUUACAUUUACCAACAUUCGAUGCACAUUUAACAGAAUUGACGGAUGAACAAGCAAAAUACAUGGGUUUGAAUAAGGCUGGACCUUUCAAGCCCAGUUAUUACCGCUACUAAAAAUGAAUUAAGAAUUUCUCUUUGGAAAAUACGUGCAGUAUUUACUAACUAUUUAAGAAAUUAGACUUGAAGUUACUGAAACUAUCUUCUUUUACUGUUUUUAAUUUUGUUUAAUUUAAUAUGAAGGUUCAUGUUGUCUAACAAUACACUAUAGUGUAAAUUUUUCUUUACAAAUGGAAAAAAUUGUUUAGUAUACAUUGUGAAAUUGUUGUAAAGAUGUAAAUUUCGCAAAUUUUAAUGUAUUAUCAGAAUUUUUGUAGCUCUGUCAACAUUUCCAAUAAUAAUAAUUCAAUUGGAUCUUAUUAACUAUUUAUUUCAAUCAGUAAAUGCAGUGAAAAUCGUUAUUAUAAUGAUUUUAUAAAGAUAUAAUUUUAAUAAGCAAAGAUAUGCAUGAAAAAAUUAAUUUGCUUUUAUCGAUUGAUGUAAUAAUAAUAGAAAUAAAAUUAAGUAUAUCAGAUAAACUACAAUUUUUAAAUUUAUAAUAUAAGAAAGCCCUUCAUUUGAAUAUUGAAAAACUUAUCGAAUUCAUAAUUUUAAUUAUUAAAUUAUUGUAAAAACAAAAUGUAAAAUUAGUUUCAUAUAUGCAGAAGGGUUAGUUAACAGAGCUAAAAUAUUAUUAUGAACGAUUAUGAAGUUACAGUCUUACAAUUAAUAUAUUCUUUGAUUCAUGAAUGAAUAUCAUAUUUAAUACAUUAAUUAUUUUUAUCGUUUGUUCUUGAAUUAUUUUCUUAUUACAUAUAUAAAUGUUUGUAUUUCAACUGCUUAGAAAAUGAUAUUAAAUUAUUAAAAAAGAACAUAGAACAUGUUCUUAUAUACAACUGCCGGUUGUUAGAAUUUGUAAAAAUAAAAUGGCUAAAUUUUUCUGAUAUAUCUUAGAGCUAUAAUAUUAAAAAAAAUAGAACAAAUAAUAUGCAAUAUUAUUAUCAGUUUUUACAUGUACACGAUACAUGGUACAUUAUUCUAUAUGUAAGUAAUAAUGUAUCAUGAUAAAUGUAUUUAAAAAUACUUAAUGUUAUUGGUCUAAUGAUUGAUGUAUACCUCAUUUAUGCACGAAUAUAAUUGUUCAUUAUUUAUAUUAUUACUUUAGGUAAUUUUACGUGAAAUUUAAUAGAAAUAAGCAAUUAAACGAUCGAUAUGCAAUACAAUAACUCAAUAAUUAGUAAUAUCAUUGUGGAACAUGUAAGUAACAGUAUUACUAAAAUUUUCUAGAAUGGUCUAAGUCUAUUAUAAAAUUGUAUGAUCUGCAAAUAAAUUUUUAUACACGCAUAGAUACAAUGACAGCAACUUAUGUAAUAAAUUAUAAAUUAUGUACUCAUUUAUUCUUUGCCAAAAAUCGGAAUAGAAAGAUAUAUUGAUCAUUAGGCGAUGAAAUGGACAAUUGAAAAUUUGCUAUAUUAAUAUUAUAGUAAAUUAAAAACAAUAAUAUUCAAUAUUGUUAAUAAUAAGUGAAGUCUUAGAAUAGAUAAUUAACUUCAAUUAAAUUAAAAAAAUAAUAAGUAAUAUAUAAUGUUCACACCACAAUAGGAAAGGCACGGAAGUACCUCAUAUAUACAUAUAUGUAUGAACACUGUAAAAAAUAGAAUAAAAUAAUAGUUGCUAA
Messenger RNA from Polistes canadensis, 3246 nucleotides. Its product is annotated as adenosylhomocysteinase 2-like. Gene Ontology annotation, biological process: L-methionine cycle. The transcript has 11 exons. Gene Ontology annotation, cellular component: cytosol. Lineage: Eukaryota; Metazoa; Arthropoda; Insecta; Hymenoptera; Vespidae. The record is from RefSeq and is a predicted model, not a curated record. The coding region runs from base 51 to 1646 and encodes 531 amino acids.